Messenger RNA from Amphimedon queenslandica, 2458 nucleotides. RefSeq names its product protein prune homolog. NCBI's taxonomy places the organism in Eukaryota, Metazoa, Porifera, Demospongiae, Haplosclerida, Niphatidae. Bases 72 to 2228 code for a protein of 718 amino acids. The record is from RefSeq and is a predicted model, not a curated record. Gene Ontology annotation, molecular function: pyrophosphatase activity. Gene Ontology annotation, cellular component: cytoplasm. The transcript is spliced from 11 exons.
AGGGUGGGGCUUCUUUUUCCUCUUCCUCUCUCUCUCUUCCCCACUCUCCCCCUCUCUCUUUAUUACAGAUAAUGUCAGCUCUCUCUGAAUUUGUAAAGCAUGCAAGCGAGCACAUUAAGGAAUUGGAUGAAGGCAUUCUUGCCACUCGCCUAGUGGUUGGCAAUGAGUCCUGUGAUCUUGAUUCUGUUGCCUGCUCUCUGUCUCUCGCUCAUUUUUACUGGUCAACUAUUAGUUCCUCUUUCUUCUCCCUCCCUCUUCUAAACUGUCUCAGGGAGGACCUCUCAUUACGUCAGGACAUUGUCUGGCUACUGAAUCAUCUUAAAAUUGACUCGUCUUAUUUCUUGUUCCUCCCCGAGGUCUCCCUCUCUGAUUUGCCACACCCUCGGGUGACUCUUGUUGAUCACAAUGUACCGGACGAGAGCAUAAGACCUUAUGUUGAUGAGAUAAUCGAUCAUCAUGACGAUGCCCUCACCUUUGAAUGUUAUCGUGUCAUAGAGCCGGUCGGUUCUUGCUCUACGCUGGUAGCUGAGAAACUUUUAAGCUCUGAGGAUUACGAAAUGCCAAACGAUGUGGCAACAUUUUUGCUGUCAGCCAUUUUGAUAGAUACGGGUAAUUUGAAGAUAGAGACCAGAGUGACGGAGAAGGAUGUUGAGAUUGCGGGGAAAUUAGGAUCUUUCGUUAGCUUAUCAAGUGAUCAAUUAUACUACAAUGUACUGACAGCUCGUGAAGAUGUAAGCGACUUGACAGCUCUUCAGAUACUCAGAAAGGAUUUUAAAAAGUCCGAAGCUGGUAACUUCAUCGUUGGUUUCUCGUCAAUGACACUAUUAGUGACGGACUUUCUGGCAACAAAAAUGAACGCCACGAGCGAUUUGGAGCUAUUUUCAUCACAGCAAGAGCUCCACAUACUAGUUCUAUUGAGCAUACAGCUGAAACCACUUCGGAGACAAAUAGCACUCUAUCAGCGUCCUGGGCUCCCUCCAGCGAGUGUUCCGGCAGAUCUCGUAGACUCUAUAGCGGCCAGUCUUGAGGCCGACCAUCAGUUGCAGGUGGAGAGGAUCGGAGAGGGUCUCUUUGACGGUAUCAUAAUGGAACAAGGGAACACCUCAUUCUCGCGUAAACAGAUCCUACCUCUCAUCAUGUCCUGUCUGACCGACUCACCUCCAGACGAAGUUAAGACUCAUAGGUUGAGGGGUUUCCCAAGAUCUGAGACUAUAUAUCUCGAAGACCCUCCACCUCUUCCACUCCCUGCGUCCGUGAAAGAGGAUGAGAAGGAAAGAGAGAAGGGGAGAGAGGAGAAAGGGGAACGGGAAACGACCGGUGAAGAGGAGGGACAGUUAGAACCACACCUGACAGCCAGUCAACAAGGCAGUCUGCUACAGUUAGAAAGUAUCAGUGCACGACUAGGAGAGAGCAUGGAUUCCUUUGCACUGGCUCAAGACAGCGACGAAGAAAGAAACAAGACUCCCUCACCAAAUGCGUCUCUUUCUAAUCUAGCGGAUCGUAGCAUUAGUUCAAUCGAUGAUCCUCAUCCACAUCCUCUUGAACCUCAGGUCAUUGUGUCGUCUCCAGCUGCUAUCCUCCCACAAGAAUCUGAUGUACCGCCUCCUGCUAUUCCUGAGUACACGCCAGAGGAGGAGAGUAAGGACACAAGGGACUUUAGACUAGUCAUGAUAGGAGGAGAGGAGAGACGGAUAAGUCUUAAACUGAUUGAGCUGUAUCGCCCUAUUGUACAACAUGGAGGCUAUCUUGGGAAUGAUCAGACAGCCAUUGUUGUCAUCAGCUCGUUUUAUCUACCACCAAAAAGUCUACGGAAUUAUCCUCAAGUUAUUUCACAGCUUUUCUUUUAUGUUCUCUCAGUGGUUGAAAAGCUUGUUGUUGAUGAUUAUGUGAUAGUCUAUCUGCACAGUGGAGCCCCUAGGAACAGCAUGCCUGGCAUUCAGUGGUUCCAUCGCUUCUAUAGAAUGAUUGAUAGAAGGUUGCGUAAAAAUUUGAAAAACUUGUUUAUUGUUCAUCCAUCGUUUUGGGUCAAGACAAUGCUUCGGCUUUUAAGACCUUUCAUCAGUCGCAAGUUUUACAGAAAAGUCUCUCACAUCAAUAGUCUGAAGGAGCUCAACGAACAAGUUAAAUUAGAUGCAAUGCUCAUACCAGAGGCUGUGAGAAGCGUUGAUCAUCACCUGAAUCCGUCCCAUUAUUUAGAAAAACCAGAUUCACCAACAAAUGAGAAGUAAUUAAAAGGACAAAAACCAAUUAUUAGAAAGCACUACAGCACCCCGUCAUUAAUUAUAAUUAAUAAUUAUUAUUGUUGUUAUUAUUAUUCCAAUUUGUACUUCUGAGAGGCAAGUAGUUUCAUUUGUUGUUGUUUUUGUUGAUUAUGUGGAUAUUGUUGUCAUUUUGUAGUAUAAUUGUUAAUUAUUGUUGAUUUGUGUUCCUUUUUUGCUGUGUAAUUUUUACAACAUGA